This is a messenger RNA of Chironomus riparius, 3800 nucleotides long. NCBI's taxonomy places the organism in Eukaryota, Metazoa, Arthropoda, Insecta, Diptera, Chironomidae. The record is from the annotation of a GenBank genome assembly.
GGUAAAUCGGAAAAAAUUGAUUAUCAACACCGUUAUUAAAUGUCAACUUCUUGACAGAAAUGAUCCGGAGUCAAUGAAGCUUAAAAAGUUUGCUAAAAUAAACAAAUCGAAGUGAAGAAACUAGAAUUAAAGUUUAUUUGUGACAAAUUGUCUUCCUGACAGAGCAGUUAUCAUUAUAAGUUCUAAAAUAAAUUAAUAAAUUAUUAAAAAAACAUUUAAAAUAAGAGUCAUGAGUCGAUAUGAUAUUGAUAAAUCGUCAAAUAAAAAAUGUCGAUACAGCUCUCCAUCAGAUGAAAGGAAAAGACAAACUUCACCAAAACGAUCUGCUGAAAACAAUGCAGAUUACUCAUUCCUUAAUCAUAAAAACUUUUUCCACAGAGUUUUAAUGGGCUACAAUAUUAGCGAGCAAAUGGUUGAUGAUCCAUCCGAUUUUUGGCGUUUCUUAACAAAAUAUGAAAAUCUUUUAAAGAGAAAUUUACAAAAUGUUCUUGAAAUUCAAACUGAAGCUCCUUCAAAUGAACUGCUAAUUCCAAAAACUUAUAAUAAAAAUUUCUUAAUGAAUUUUAAACUCAAGCCUUCAAAACAUCAACUUGAAUCAAGAAGUUAUGAGGACAAGGAUAGGUCAAUAGAUGAUAAGAAAAUCCAAAUAUUUCUUACAAUUGUCAGGCAUUACUUGGAUUUUAAACAAAAGGAAAGAUUUGCCAAAUUGAAAAAAUUAAGAAAAUUUCAAUCUAGCUUACCAAUCGCUGCUUAUGAGAACGAAAUCGUCGAGGCGACCAAGAAUGAAUCAAUUUUAAUAAUUGCUGGUGAUACUGGUUGUGGUAAAUCGACGCAAGUUCCUCAGUACCUGUACAAUGCAGGAUUUGAUAAAAUCGCUUGCACACAGCCGAGACGAAUCGCAUGUAUCGGAUUAUCAAAAAGAGUAUCACAUGAAAUGUUGUGUGAAUAUGGCUCGACAGUGGGAUAUCAAAUCAGAUUCGAGAGACAAAAGACAAAAGAGACAAAAAUCAUAUUCAUAACAGAAGGGCUUCUUUUAAGACAACUGAGUGAUGACGAGAGUUUAACUCAGUACUCGGUAAUCAUUAUUGACGAAAUUCACGAGAGAAAUUUGUACGGCGAUUUUUUAUUAGGAAUUUGUAAAUGUUUAUUAAGAGCUCGUCCAGAAGUCAAGAUAAUUCUAAUGUCUGCAACCAUCAACAUUAAUCUUUUUGCUAAUUUCUUUGAUGAAGAAAAUGCUCGAAUUAUUGAAGUUCCGGGACGGUUAUUUCCUAUUAAAUUACAUUACAUGCCCCAUUUGAUGAAUCCAAACUUAAGGCUUGAAUCGAAAUCAAAAACUGAACGAUUGAAUCCUGAGCCUUACAUUCAAAUUAUGUCAAUGAUCGAUAAAAAAUAUCCGAGAGAUGAGAAAGGAGAUCUCUUGAUUUUCGUCUCAGGUUUAAAUGAAAUUCAGUCAAUUGUCGAUGCUGCAAAGGAAUAUAGCCAGCGGAAUGAAAAUAAUUGGAUUAUACUUUCACUUCAUAGCACCUUAUCAAUGCAAGAACAAGAUAAAGUUUUCGAUUAUGCACCAGAUAAAAUGAGAAAGUGUGUAAUAAGCACAAAUAUAGCUGAAACUUCAAUUACAAUUGAUGGAAUUCGAUUUGUUAUUGAUUCUGGUAAAAUGAAGGAAAUGACUUAUGAUCCGAGCUAUAAAAUGCAAAGAUUAAAAGAAAUGUGGAUAAGUAAAGCAUCAGCUGAGCAAAGAAAAGGUCGAGCGGGAAGAACAGGCCCUGGAAUUUGUUAUCGUCUCUAUGCAGAAAGUGAAUUCUAUGAGCUUGAAAAUUAUACAAAAGCAGAAAUUCAUCGAGUUCCGUUAGAGUCACUUUUAUUACAAAUGAUAUCAAUGGGAUUGCCAAAUGCUAGAUUAUUUCCAUUCAUUGAGCCACCAUCGAUAGACAGUAUAGAAAAUUCAAUUCUUGCUUUAAAGCAACUUGAAGCAUUGACUUCCGAUGAAAAGCUCACAAGUUUGGGACGAGCAUUAUCGAAAAUUCCUGCGGAAGUUUCUCUUGGAAAAAUGUUAUUAAUUGGAUCAAUUUUCAAGCAACUUCAAGCUACCUUAAUAUUGGCAGCAAUUUUAAAUGUUCAAUCACCAUUUACCAAUCGAGCAUUUCGUGACUCAGAUUGUGAGAAGCUUCGCAGUGAUUGCGAAUCAAAUCAUGGUGAUCCAAUUACUUUACUAAAUUUGUAUAGGGAAUGGUUGAUGGUUAAAAAGUCUUACGAUUCACGUGAUCGCGAUAAAAUUUGUUCAAAAAAGUGGUGCCAAAAAAGAGGUCUCGAAGAACAAAGAUUUUAUGAGAUAACAAAAUUGAAAAACCAAUUGGAAUCAUUGUUACGAGAAUGUAAAUUACUAGAAGAUGAAAAGGACGAAAAAUUGACAAAUUCUGAAAGAUCUAUUCGAGCAGGAGAACGACGAUAUCUAGGAUCUUUAAAAAGAGCUCAUAAAAUGGAAGGUCCACGAAAAAAACAACUUUUGAAACCGAAUGAAGACGAUAUGGAUGAAGAAGUUAAUGACGGUCAUGUUGAUAUAAGAGACGUGGAAUUUAGAUUGAGUAUGGGCUCUAAAAUUGACAAUUUAGUUUUGAAUGCCACAGCAUCAAGUGGAUAUGAUUUAAUCAUGCUAAAACUUAUCUUAAUGAGUGGUCUUUAUCCAAAAAUAGCUAUAUCGGAUGAAUUUAAUCAAUUAAAGUCUAUGAAUGAGCAGUUCUUUCAUACAAAAUCGAAGCCAUAUAUAUCAAUGCAUCCAAUGAGUUAUUUUUACAAAAACUUUCAAGAGCUGAAUAUUUCUGGAAGUGACACUAUCGAAAAAACGGGUCUUUAUAAAUCAAAAUGCCCUUUAUCAUCAAGCCAUCAAAUUGUAUGCUAUUUAUCAAUCCUGGAAACCACAAAACCUUAUCUUAUGAAUUCAAUCCGAAUGCCUGCUGCACAAACGCUUCUUUUAUUCGCUCAAGAGAUUGACUGUAAUUUAACAUUUUCAAGAAUAAUUUUUGACUCGUGGCUAGCUAUAGAUUUUCCAUUUCCUGAAUCUGGUCAAACUCUUGUAGCAAAAGCAGCAAAAUUAAGAAAACGAUGGAACCAAUUAUUAUCAUUAAAAUUAGAAAAUGAAAUCGAAAGCAUUUCAAAAAUGGGAGAUUUUGCAUCUUUAGAACGAGACUUAGCCGACUUUAUGAAUACGAAAAUAUUUUAUACUUUUAAAAGACUUCUUCCAGCUGAUCUAAAGUUUUUGUACAAAACGGUUUGCAAUGAAAAUCUCGACGCACUUUAUCUCGAUCCAAAUCCAUUUUCUGACAGUUUUUCAUGCAUUUUCAAUGAGGUAAAAGGAGGAGUUUAUGUGACUGAAAAUAUAACUUAUGGCUGUAUUGAGGAGACAGACUGGAGCAUCCAAAUGGAAGAAGAAAUAUUUUCCACUGAAUUUCAAUGUCCUGGCUGUGAUCUUAUAUAUAAUUUUACAGCUAUUCAAAAAUUACAGCAUCAGCAUGUUUGUAAAACGGUUAAAAAUGAAGCGGUGGAUAAAGAAGAUUUAGAUAAAUUUUUAAUGCCGUCAACAUCGAAUCAAAAGCUUUUUAAAUGCAAUGUUUGCAAAAAAGAAAUGUAUAUGAAAAAUAUUGAUAUUCUAAAGCACAAAAAGAACUGUAAAACAAUUGUCAAAGAACCGAAAUAAAAACAGAAAGUCAACUUUUUAAGAGCUACGUAAAAAAUUCGUACGUAAAACGUAAGGUGAAAUUUAUAAAAAAUCUUUAAUUUAAUUAAACUUCCUGUGCAACAAG